This is a messenger RNA of Maudiozyma saulgeensis, 4053 nucleotides long. Lineage: Eukaryota; Fungi; Ascomycota; Saccharomycetes; Saccharomycetales; Saccharomycetaceae. The record is from the annotation of a GenBank genome assembly.
AUGUUAGAGUCAACUGGUGCUGUAGUCGCAACACCGAACACUGUUCUUCCAAAUUCAAAUGGAGAAGAUUUUCCAAAGGAAGAAUCAAAAGUACCACAACCAAUAAUUACAAUCCCUAAACCAACUUCUUCUGAACAACUUGAACAGUUGAUUUAUCGUUAUAAAAUCAUUUCACAUAAUCCAAAGGAAAAUGAAUUAGAGAUCAACUCUAUUGAGACUUUACUAAGUAAAUUAUCAAAGGAUCAAGAUAUAUUUAAUGAAGAUCUUGAAAAAAUUAGAAAUAAUAUAAGUGCUAACCGUCACAAACCUUAUGAUGGAAAUUUAUUAUCAAAACAAUUAUUAGCUUUACAAUUAUUAGAGAAAGAUAUUGAUAUCCCAGAAAAUUUAUUAACUUCUAAAUUAACUUCAAUUACUGAAGACCUGAGUAUAACCAAUAAAAAUGAUAGUAAGAGCUUAGAAGUUUUGAAAAUAUUUGGAGAUUUUAAUAAGACUAUUAAAAAUUUCGAUUUAGAGAAUCAAUUUAGAAAUACAUCUCCAUCUCAAUUAGGAGAUCCUGAAAUUGAAAGUACAAUAUCUUCUCAAAUUGCUAAAAGAAUAGCUGAAUUAGAACGAUUACCAGCAAAUUUAGGUACAUAUUCUUUAGAUGAUUGUUUAGAGUUUAUCACAAAAGAUGAUUUACCAUCUGGUAUCGAUACAUUAAAGAUUAAAGCAUUAGUUGAAUUAAAAUGUUUAAAAUUAUUAACAAAACAAAAAUCUCUUAGACAAAAAAUUAUUACUAAUACAUCCACUCAAGCUCAUCAUAACAUACCAUAUUUACGUGAUUCUCCAUUUACUUUAGCAGCCCAAAGAUCUGUUCAGGUCAGAGGGAAAGUUAUUGUUCCACAAACAGCAAGAAUCGCUGAGGAAUUAGAAAGACAACAACUAUUAGAAAAGAGAAAGAAAGAAAGGAAUAUUCAUAUGAAGAGAAUCAAUGGUAUUAGAGAUGCCAUACAGGAAGCAAAAGAUAGUAACUUUACCCGUCGUGAUCGUUGUGCUCAAUUUGGUAAAUUAAUGUUAUCUACACACAAUCAAAUCGAAAAGGAAGAACAAAGAAGAAUUGAAAGAAAUGCUAAACAACGUUUGGCUGCAUUAAAAUCCAAUGAUGAAGAAGCAUAUUUAAAGUUGUUAGAUCAAACUAAAGAUACAAGAAUUACGCAACUUUUGGGUCAAACUAACAGUUUCUUGGAUUCCUUAGCAUCUGCUGUUAGAGUACAACAAAAUGAAGCCAAAAUUGCAAGAGGUGAAGAAAUUACAGUCACAACUGAUGAAGAGAGAGAAAAAAUCGAUUAUUAUGAAGUGGCACACACAAUCAAAGAGAAAGUUGAAAAACAACCUUCCAUCUUGGUUGGUGGUUCGUUAAAGGAAUAUCAAUUAAAAGGGUUGGAAUGGAUGGUUUCUCUAUAUAACAAUCAUUUGAAUGGUAUUCUAGCAGAUGAAAUGGGUCUAGGUAAAACCAUUCAAUCCAUUUCUCUAAUUACUUAUUUAUUCGAAGAGAAAAAGAAUCCCGGUCCAUACUUAGUAAUCGUUCCAUUAUCAACAAUAACUAACUGGACAUUGGAAUUUGAAAAAUGGGCCCCAAGUCUGAAUACAAUCGUAUACAAGGGUACUCCAAACCAAAGACGUGCUCUUCAAUAUAGGAUAAGAAAUGGAGAUUUUGAUGUCUUAUUAACAACCUAUGAGUAUAUUAUCAAGGAUAGAGCCAUGCUAUGUAAACACGAAUGGGCUCAUAUGAUUAUUGAUGAAGGUCACAGAAUGAAAAACGCACAAUCCAAGCUUUCUUACACUAUCCAACAUUACUACAAGACCAGAAACAGAUUAAUUCUAACUGGUACACCUUUACAAAAUAACUUACCAGAAUUAUGGGCCUUGUUGAAUUUUGUUUUACCUAAGAUUUUCAAUUCAGCAAGUACAUUUGAUGAUUGGUUCAAUACGCCUUUUGCAAAUACAGGUGGUCAAGAAAAAUUAGAGUUGACAGAAGAAGAAACACUGCUGAUUAUUAGAAGAUUACACAAGGUGCUAAGACCGUUCUUGUUACGUCGUUUAAAGAAAGAAGUCGAAAAGGAUCUUCCAGAUAAGGUUGAAACCGUUGUAAAAUGUAAACUAUCUGGUUUACAACAAACACUAUAUGAACAAAUGUUGAAACAUAAUGCAUUAUUUGUCGGUGCUGGUACAGAAGGUGCCACGAAGACAGGUAUCAAAGGUCUGAACAAUAAAAUUAUGCAACUAAGGAAGAUUUGUAACCAUCCAUUCGUAUUUGAUGAAGUUGAAGGUGUUAUUAACCCAAGUAGAGGAAAUUCCGAUUUACUUUACCGUGUUUCUGGUAAGUUCGAACUGUUAGAUCGUGUGUUACCAAAAUUCAAGGCCACCGGACAUAGAGUGUUAAUGUUCUUCCAAAUGACUCAAGUCAUGGAUAUUAUGGAAGAUUUCUUAAGAAUGAGAAACUUAAAGUACAUGAGAUUAGAUGGUAGUACAAAGGCAGAUGAAAGAACCGAUAUGUUGAAGCUCUUUAAUCAACCGGACUCUGAUUAUUUCUGUUUCUUGUUAUCGACUAGAGCUGGUGGUCUAGGUUUAAACUUACAAACUGCUGAUACUGUCGUUAUUUUUGAUACAGAUUGGAAUCCUCACCAAGAUCUACAAGCCCAAGAUAGAGCUCACAGAAUCGGUCAAAAGAAUGAAGUUAGAAUUUUAAGAUUAAUCACCACAGAUUCUGUAGAAGAAGUUAUUCUUGAGAGGGCCAUGCAAAAACUAGAUAUUGAUGGUAAAGUUAUUCAAGCAGGUAAGUUCGAUAACAAAUCUACUGCUGAAGAACAAGAAGCAUUUUUAAGAAGACUGAUAGAAAACGAAUCUACUGCAGAUGAUGAUGACAAGGCGGAACUAGAUGAUGAAGAACUUAACGAAGUUCUUGCCCGUUCAGAGGACGAAAAAAUUUUGUUUAACAAGAUGGAUAAAGACAGACUUGCCGAAGAGAAGGCAGACGCUAAGACACUUGGAUUAAAGACACCACUAUCUAGAUUAAUUACAAAGGAUGAACUACCUGAAGUAUUUACGGAAGAUAUCGAAAAGCAUUUGCACGUAGAACCUGUAGCCUUAUCAAGAAUGAGACAAACGAAAAGAGUGUACUACGAUGAUGGUCUGACCGAGGAACAAUUUUUAGAUGCCGUAGAAAAUGAAGAGAGCACAUUAGAAGAAACCAUUCAAAAGAAACGUGAACAAAGGGAAAAAAGAAUGCGCAACAAGAUGGAAAAAAUUACAGAUGAGGACGGUGAAAUUCCAACUUUAGAAAACACACCUGAAAUGGAAACGAUACCGUCCGAAGAACCUGAAAAUGUCGAACCCACAACAGUAGAAAAAGAUGAAGAAGAUGCAACUAUCUCUGGACGUCGUAGAAGAACAAGAAAGAGAAAGACAGUCGGCAAUAUCCCUGAAAGUGUUGUCCAAAUUGAAAAUGAAACUAGUGUUCCAGAGGACACUGAAACAAUCGUUGAGGAGCUCCAAGAGGAACCCCAAAAGAAGAAACAGAAAUUCAAGGUUACUCUGAAGUUAAAGAAGCCUACUCCUGAGAUUAAUCAAAAAGAUGAGGUAAUUAUAGAGGAUGGAACUGCUGCAAAACCAACUCCAAAGAAAAGGGGAAGAAAAAGUACCAAAAAGACCGAUAUAGCCGCCGAGGAUGCUAAAACGGGACUCAACAUCCCAGAUCUAGUAGUCUCUUUAAUGAAGGAACUACAUGCUAUUGUGGAUAAGGAUGAUGGACAUGCUUGCACGGAUGUGUUUGAAAAAUUGCCUUCCAAGAAACUCUACCCUGAUUAUUAUGUAUUGAUAUCAAACCCAACUGCAAUUGAUACAAUUACAAAGAAGGCCAAGAAAAAUGGCUAUCAGUCGCUUGGUGAAGUGAAAGAAGACAUAGAGACGAUGUAUUCAAAUGCCAAAUUUUAUAAUGAAAAGGGUUCAUGGGUCUACAAUGACGCUGAUACUUUAAAAAAGUUCACUGAUAAAUGGUUUAAAGCCAAUGAAUGA